GUGAGUACUAUCUACUUACCCGACCAUAUGGUGGGCCACCACCUCGUCCAACCGGCUUCUCUUGCUAUGUGCGCCUUGGCUGCCAAACGGCUCGACUCCAUAUGGCACUGGCGUUGCGUAUACGCCACGUUGUCAGCUGCCACUUGCGAACUUGGUUGGCGUCACUCUCGAACUUGGUUUUCAAUGGAUAUUAUAACGAUUGACUUCGAUCUGAGGCAUACUUUUGUGGGCGAAAAACACUGGCUUUUCAUAUGGAAUACUAUUGGCUUGGAGGAGCGGAACCAGAACCGUUGGCAGUCAGACUGUGACUGUUAUGAAGUUUGAUAAUUUAUCGGGCAGCAAGUCUAGGUAACGCCGGUCCGCCGCUGCCGCAGCCGCCGUCGACGUCACCUUCCGGCGAAGCCAGGCGGUACAAAAGUGGGGUAGUUGUGGGCGCUUGUGGAUGGCGGUGGAUGUCAGUGGGUGGCUCCCUCCGCCCCCCGCCAGCACUUGGUAUCUAUGGUAACUUGGGCGCGGUGACGGUACACCAAAAGGGAUGAAAAGCGUUUCAGCCUGUUGAGGCUGCUGUCGCUGCCGCUGCCGCAGUCGCUGCCACUGCCUCUGUCGCAGUCGCUGCCUCGGUCGCAGUCGCAGCUGCUGCCGGAAAAUGGAGUCCACAACGGCAACCAGUUGAUGGAAAAACGAGGGCGGGCAGCACUUGACCUCCUGUGCGGCACAAAAAAUCGGAAUCAGCCGCUUGCAUUUGUUGCAGGCGCCAAUGCCACCCACCUGUAACACACACAACACACAACCGCACUGCGUGUGUAUGUGUGUGUAUGGACUGGAUAUGCGGCGGGGAUGUGGAUUCCAUUUACCCAACUGUUAUUGCCGCCGCCCACAGGGCGCAUGCGCGAUUUUAGCCAACAAGUGAAGCAACAAGCAGCAGGAAAAAGCAACAGUCGGCUAGCAAGUGCGAGCGAGAGAGCACUGGCCGGCGGGAGCGAGAGGCAAGAUGGCAGUGCGAUUCUUUCCUCGAACUUCUGCAGCUCUGGCAAAAAACUCAACUUGCUGGAAACUGAAGCUGAAGCUGGAGCUAUGGAGCUGGAGCUGUGGACUGGAGUCGGAGUAGGAUCUGCUGCCUUGGCUUUGGCUUGGCUGUGCCUGCGGGUGUGUUCGGAGCUGUUAGGAGCUUUGGUCGCCGCUCGUCUACUUAUUAUUAUGCUUAAUUAUACCCUAGAUGGAAGUACAUUCAUCAUCUGAGGGGAUUGUCUUUUGGGCUUCAAAGAACACGAUCCAUACUUUCUUAGUAAUGAAAUAAGUUGGGAUAUCAAGAUCACAAAAGCACGAUCAAUAGAUGGUAAAGUCACUUACUUUAGCAUGCAUAAUAAGUAUCAAAUAUAGAAUGCUUAAUACAAGUUAUAAACUCCUUAACAACUUUUUCUAUAUUAACAUGACUCGUUUAGUGCUGUUAUCCUUUUUAAUGUGAUCUUUGAUAAUUUAAACAUAGGUUAUAAAAAACUGUAAGUGUAUACCUAACUUCGCUCUUACAACCGACUAGAUAUUACCUUAGAUUUUUUCUUCGCUUUGCCUUAACAUAUAUUAAAGAAGCUGUAUAAACAAAAAAACAGAAAAAAAACAAGACCAGAGGGGCGGAGCUGGCAUUUAAAGUGCGGUCGACCCACCCACACUCCAAAAACCAUACACGUAUGUGGUGCAAGGUAAGAGGUGGCAAGGUGGCAAGGUGGUUGCGAGUCUUUGAGCUAUAGUAACAAGUAUGUCUCAUAUGUUGGCUCACUGCCUUUUACUUAGCCGGGCCAAAGGCAGCGCAACUACAAGGACCUAGAGGAUGCAGGAAAAAGAGAGAGGAUGGAGCAGACGAAGGAGCAGAUGGAGGAGCUGACGGAACUGGAGGAGCUGGAGACAGACCGACAGUCGAUGCUCAAAAGUCAAUUGUUUGUGCCUGCUUUGGAGGCGAGUCUGCAUAACUUUGCGAACGAAGCGACACAUAGAAGCCAUCUGGACCCACACCCAUGCAAUCUGUUUGGAUGUAUCCGGCAAUGAGUUUAGUUUUUCCGCAGUGGAGUCCUUGCGAAAACUUGUUGCUGCCAAAGCCAUCGAAGUUUGCUAAGCGACUUUAAUUUGCCGCAACUUGUGGCUGCAACCGGAGAUGCGUGGUGGCAUGGUGGUGGAGUGUU
Messenger RNA from Drosophila simulans, 2174 nucleotides. RefSeq lists its product as uncharacterized. Lineage: Eukaryota; Metazoa; Arthropoda; Insecta; Diptera; Drosophilidae. The transcript is spliced from 2 exons. The coding region runs from base 838 to 1239 and encodes 133 amino acids. The record is from RefSeq and is a predicted model, not a curated record.